This is a messenger RNA of Athalia rosae (coleseed sawfly), 1949 nucleotides long. RefSeq names its product dehydrogenase/reductase SDR family member on chromosome X-like. The transcript has 7 exons. The coding region runs from base 391 to 1488 and encodes 365 amino acids. NCBI's taxonomy places the organism in Eukaryota, Metazoa, Arthropoda, Insecta, Hymenoptera, Athaliidae. The record is from RefSeq and is a predicted model, not a curated record.
CAGUCAAUGCAUAACAAUAGAAUUAAGUAUGUCAAUACUGCGAAGUGCGAAUUGGUACAAAUAAACCGAUUGCGCGUUUACGUUUCCUCGAUUACUGAAGCUUCUAAAAAAUCUAUCAAUUCUCGAUCUGCAUAUCAUGUAUGCAUGUAGGCGUGUAUAUGGAAUGACGUUGGAGAAAGUUGGUGCCGACGUGAGAAAGUCUGAACUCUAUUCAGAAAGUAUUCCAAUCCGCGGUAUUCUCAGAGGGGAGCGGUGAACUGUGCACAGAUAACCCCUACCUCAUCGAAAAUUGUGUCGAGAUUUGUAUUGAAAACAAUUCUCGGGGGAGGGGGGAUAUCAAGACACAAUAAAUCAGAAAAGGAAAUACAGUAAUUUGUGAGACGGCAACGAAUGAAGACGGUUGUUGCUCUUCCGCAGCCGAAUUACGGCCGGAAUAUGUUCAUUUUAUUUGGUUCACUUUUUGUCUUUGCAGCUGGACUUGUGGCUUAUUUAAAAUCAAAGAAAGAUUUGUCACUCAUCAUUACAGAGAUAAUUUACGAAAUCAAAUACAAUGCUCUGGGAGCUAAAGCACUUAUCGAUGAUUUGAUUGAAGCAAAACGCAACAAAAUUGAUCUACCGAAGAAAUCCGGAAAAGUUGCCAUAGUAACCGGAGGAUCACGAGGAAUUGGAUCCGAAAUAGUUAAAAUGCUUCUCCAGUGUGAUAUGGAAGUUAUUAUUGCAUGUCGGACUCCUGCAGCUGGUGAUAGACUCAUUCGAUUAUUAAGAGAUUCCGGGGUGACGGAAGGUACAGGAAAAGUUUACGAACUGGACAACAACAGUCUGGAAUCAGUCAGAAGAUUUGCAGAAUCAAUAAAGAGAAACUAUAGCAAAAUUGAUGUUCUCGUCAACAAUGCCGGUAUCAUGUUCACACCAUAUACUGAGACCACGGACGGUUUUGAACAGCAAUGGGGAAUUAAUUACCUUUCACAUUUUUUGUUGACGUCUCUCAUUUUGCCCUUGUUGCAAGCUGCUGGUUCUGCAAGAGAAUCUGCUAGAAUAGUAAAUGUUUCGUCUUGUGCGCAUCAUGUCGGCAUAAUAAACUUUGACGAUAUUAAUUACAAAAGCGGCUUUAUCACAUCAGCUGCUUACGCUCAAAGCAAACUGGCUCAAAUUAUGUUUACAAAAUCGGUCCAAGAUCUGCUAAUUAAUAGAAGAUAUCCUGUUCAAGCUUUUGCUGUUCAUCCCGGUAUUGUUAACACAGAUCUUUUCAACAACACGUACCUAAAAAAGCACGCAGGAUGGAUAAUAAACAAAUUUUUCAAGAAUCCGUCGCAAGGAGCUACUCCGAUUGUAUACGCAGCUAUUAGCAGGACGAUUGAAGGGAAGGGUGGAAUGUAUAUCAGUAAUUGCGGUCCAAGUUCCGUCAAUAAAGCGGCGGAGAAUACGGAAAUUCGCCAACGAUUAUUUAAUUUGUCAUUAGAGCAAACUGAAUUGAAAGAUUUCAUAUAAUUUCUGUCCUUAAUCUUUUUUUUUCUUUACGUAUCCCCAAUAAUUGAAAAGAUGCUCUGCAGUAUAAUAUUCGGAGAAAAAAUAACGGAUCGGUAUUUAUGUGAGAUUUAUGUUGUUACGACAACUAUACAAGUGUAGACGCGGGUACGUACGUACAAGAGAUUGGGAAGAAAAUCGCGCAGGUGAAAAUGUUACAAAUCUUAACCGGGUGUUCCACAACUCUUCAACAUUCAGUAUUUCGAUUAUUUAUUUAAUGAUAGAUGCAUAUUAUUUGUAGGCGAACGAGUCUUAGAAGAAAAUUUUAUUUUGGGUAAUAAGUUAUUGUUUUGUGUUCAUGUAUGUCUAUGCUUCAUAGAAUUUUAUUUUUUGUACAAAAGCUGAGGGAUUGAGUACUUGAUUGUUUUAUCCUUGUAAUCAAAUGAAAUCUGAAUAAAAAAAAAAAAAAAAAAAAAAAAAAAAAA